This is a messenger RNA of Closterium sp. NIES-67, 4935 nucleotides long. The record is from the annotation of a GenBank genome assembly. Lineage: Eukaryota; Viridiplantae; Streptophyta; Zygnematophyceae; Desmidiales; Closteriaceae.
AGCCCAUGACGCGAGAUAUCCCAGUGGAGACACUCGCCAGAUUCGAGAAGGACGUGAAGCGAACCAACACCGGGUUCCUGGCGAUAGCAACAGAGGUGGAGAACGACGGAGAGAAAUCCUCGGAACCUCCAGAAAAAAUCAAGGACUUACUGAAGGAGUUCCAAGACAUUCUUCCCGACGACCUCCCGGACGAGCUACCGCCAUUCCGAACGCACCAACACGAGAUCGUGGAGGAACCAGGUUCGAAACCGACCUUCCGAGCACCAUAUCAGCUAAGCCCCACAGAACUAGUGGAUAUGAAGAAGCAGAUCAAGUAUCUCUUCGCCAAAGGACUCAUCCGACCAUCCACUUCGCCAUACGGUGCCCCAGUACUCUUCACACCGAAACCGGACGGAAGCCUGCGCAUGUGCAUCGACUACCGAGCUCUCAACAAGCAGACCAUCAAGAAUAAAUAUCCGAUACCGCGAAUCGAUGACCUGCUUGACCAGUUUCGGGGAGCUACGGUAUUUUCCAAACUGGAUCUGCGGUCGGGAUACUGGCAGAUACGGAUGGCGGAUAACUCUAUCCACAAAACAGCUUUCCGAACUCGGUACGGAUCGUACGAGUAUUUGGUAAUGCCGCUCGGACUCACCAAUGCACCGGCAACGUUUCAAGCUGAAAUGAACCACAUUCUACGACCACUUUUGGACGAGUGUGUGGUGGUGUACCUGGACGACAUCCUCAUCUACUCGCGUGACAUGAAGCAGCACAUCGAGCACCUACGACGCGUCUUCGAAAUUCUUCGACGAGAACGGUUCUACGUCAAACUGUCCAAGAGCGAAUUCGCCCUUGAGAAGGUCCAAUUCCUAGGACACCUGGUGAGCGCUCAAGGAGUUCACGUCGACCCCAAGAAAAUCGAAGCCAUACGCUUCGCUAAUUAUUACAACAGGUUCGUGCCACAAUAUGCGAAACUUGCAGCACCCCUCACGAAUCUGCUGAAGAAAAACACGCCCUAUAAAUGGGAACCAAAGCACCAGGAAGCCGUGGAGCAGCUGAAACAAGCACUCACGUCCGCACCGGUACUCAUCUUGCCAGAUCCCGAACGCGACUACGUAAUCGAAGCUGACGCCAGCGACCAGGCAGUGGGAGCAGUCUUGAUGCAAGACCAGGGGAAUGGACUGCAACCAAUCGCCUACCUCAGCAACAAACUACAUGGAGCAGAACUAAACUACCCGAUACACGACAAAGAGGCCCUUGCAAUCGUCAUCGCCUUCAAAGCGUGGAGAUGUUAUCUCGAAGGACGAAGAACAACCGUCUACACUGACCACUGCAGCCUGAAAUACUUGAAGACACAACCCAACCUUUCCAGGCAGCAGGUCCGGUGGAUCGACUUCCUCGAGACACACUUCCACUACGACAUCGUGUACAAGCCAGGCCACAAAAACAAAGCAGACGCUCUUAGCCGGCCUGCACACCUAUUGGCACCCCUUCCGAAGAAGAGAAGGAAGAACAUGAGACAGGUGGUAACAGCGGCAGCGGCAGAGGCGGUCUUGGUGGUGGUGGCGGUGGCGGUGGCGGUGGCGGUGGCGGUGGCGGUGGCGGUGGCGGUGGCGGUGGCGGUGGCGGUGGCGGUGGCGGUGGCGGUGGCGGUGGCGGUGGCGGUGGCGGUGGCGGUGGCGGUGGCGGUGGCGGUGGCGGUGGCGGUGGCGGUGGCGGUGGCGGUGGCAGUGGCGGUGGUGGCGGUGGCGGUGGUGGCGGUGGUGGCGGUGGUGGUGGAUGUGGUGAUGGUGGCGGCGGCGAUGGCGAUGGCGGCGGCGGCGGUGGGAACAGCAGUGAAGGGGCUGCAAGAAUGGUUGCGGCAGCAGCAACAACAACAGGAAGAGCAACAGCAACAGCAACAGCAACAGCAGCAGCAGCAGCAACAACAGCAGCAACGGCAGCAGCAACAGCAGCAACGGCAGCAGCAACAGCAACGGCAACGGCAACAGCAACAGCAGCAACAGCUUCUGGAGCAGCACUGGAAACAAGAGAGAGAAAGGCUGCAACAGCAGAUCGUAGGUCGUACCAAUCGAAGGACCUCUUCCCGCCAUGUGUCCCAUCCAUGGUCUGUUAUCACUUCCCCCUCAAUGGCGUCUCCUAAGCUCGAAGCCGACAUGUGCUCACCCCGCGACAACGCUCCGCGUCACUCGCUGAAGCGAGUAAAAAAGCUCAGCAGCAACAGCACCACUAUCACCGCCACCACUACUACCACCAUUUCCCUCCCUGCUAGCGCUCCUGCUCCUGCUGCAGCGACCGCCACUACUGCCACCCCGGAUCCCAGAUCCGAUGCUGCAGAUCCGGAUUCUCCCGCCAUCCACGUGGCGCAUCGGCCCGUGAUCACCGCGGAGCCAUCGGCGGGUAUGGCAGGCGCCGAGGCUGACGAUUAUGAGCGGUCUCUCGUCCCGGCCGCCUCAACUGGCUCCAGGAAGAGGAACCACCGCCGGUUUAUCUGCUCCGAUGAGCUCGCUCCGUCCGAGGAUGCGUCCGGCUCGCCUGGUGGUCGCCCGGUGAUUGGCGGAAGGGAUGCCGGCGAUCGGUGUGCUGGGGGAGCGCAGCCCGCUGCAGAAACGGCAGGUUCAGCAGGCCCAGCAGGCUCAGCAGGAAGAGCAGGAGGAGCAGGAGGAGAAGGAACGACGGAGACGUUAGAAGCGGUAGAAGCUGCCGAAGUUGCGGCCCGCGGGGGUGAUAGAUCUGGGGAAUUGCACGCCGCUGUGACGGAGGCUGCUGCGACGGGGGCUGCUGCGACGGAAGCUGCUGCUACGGAUGCCGCUGCGACGAAGGCCACGGCGACGGAGGCUGCUGCGACGGAGGCUGUUGCAGGUGGGGAGAUGAGUGGAGGGGGCGAUUCAAGUCGUCUUCCUGCGGGAGGCGAGGGCUCGGGUCCGGCUGGCGUGAUGGAGGAAGUCCAUCGGGACCGCUCCUCCGAUGACGCUUGUUCCGGCGUGGGGCGAGCAGGGAAGCGAGGAAAGCAGGAGGGGUGUGAUGCGCUAGGCGAAGGCCGAGGGUCAGGUGCAGUGGGCGGCGAUGCAGGAGAGGACAUGGAGGAGGGGGAGGCGAGGGAGGAAGGGGAGGCGAGGGAGGAAGGGGAGGAAAGAGAGGAAGGGGAGACGGUCGUUUGGGCAGGAGAAGUGGUGGGAGAGGGAUCGGCGAAGGAGGGGGGAGAUGCCCUGAUGGCGGAGUCAUCCGACGGAGGGGAAGGCGGGGCAGGGGAAGGCGCGACUGGGGACAGUGACUCGGGUGAAGCAGAGCGACGAGCACAGGGAGGCAAACUAGAUGGUCAGGGAUCGCCGGGUGAAGAGCAGCAGGCGGAUCAGGGGGGGGAACGACGGGGGAACGAGGAGGCGGGACGUGGGUUUGGGGAGGCACAUGAGGGUUACGAGGAGCGGCGGGGGUUGGAGGGGCAAGGGGAGGAUGCGGAGCAGAUGCUUGAGGAGGGGCGAGUGCGCGAAACCAUCGAUCUGAGUGGGGAUGAGGACGAUGACGUGCAGGUUCUCUCUCCUGAUCCGCACAGUGGGCGCAGAGCAGCAAGAAUUUCCUCGGGCGGUGUCAGUGUGCGUCGUUUCUUCAGGCUCUCGUCCUCCUCCGCGCCUGCAGCAGCAGCCAGCGCUCCUCAGCAUUCUCGGCGGGUGACUCGACAGGCUGCGGCCUCUGCUGCUGGUGUCGCACCAGCGUCUGCUGCCACUGCUGCACAGGCGGUUGGCGUUCGUGAGAGGAGAAGGGGGGGGAGAGAGCGUGGGGUGCCAGAUGCUGCUGCUGCUGCUGCUGCUGCUGCUGGCGUGCAUGGGAGGGAGGAGGUUGCAGUCUCAGUGGUGGAUGAUGAGGACGAUGACUGUCAGAUCGUAUCACCACCUCAGCCGCGGAAUCGCCCCCUAGCACCAGAAGGGCUGGCUGCACAGCAAGCCAGGCACGUGCACGUGCAUGUGCAUGCCCCCCAUGCGAGGGGCCGUGAGGGCAGGGCUCUCAGGCACGCAGGCCGUGAGGCAAGGGCUCAGCAAGAGCAGAGGCAGAGCACUGGCAGCCGCGAGGCAAGAGCUGCCGUGCGGGUGAGCGGUGAAGCAAGGAGUGCUCAUGAGCUGGCGAGCCGUCAACCCAGGAUUCCAACAGCCAGGGGUGAGAACGAGCAGGCGAGUCGGGAAACGCAGGCGCAUAACGAGCAGAGGCAGACGGAGGUGGUCGACUUAGAUGCAGAAGCUGAGGCAGGGGCAGGGGCAGGGGCAGGGGUAGAGGUAGUGUCAGAGUCCCCUGAAGUGGUGCUGGUGCGUUUUUCCAGUAGCAGCUCCCAUGCUGCUGCCAGGCACAGGGCCAGGCUGACAGGCAGUGCAGCAGGGGUGGGGAGGCGGCUGGAUUGGAGCAGCAGGAGCGCGGGCGGUGGUGGUACUUCAGCGGGCUUGGGUGCAAGUGGAGGGGUGAUGCGGGUUCCGGUCCCAAUGGCUGCUGCGUUUUCUAGAGGGGGGGGUGGGAGAGGUGGAAGCGGAGGGUGGCAGGGGGAGGGACUAGAGGGCAUUGGAAGAGCAGCAGCAGCAUCAGCAUCAGCGUCAGCAGCAGCAGCAGCAGCAGCAGCAGUAGCACCAGCAGGGGGAGGGGGAGGGAGUCCAGGGGGGGGAAUGCACCUGACAUGCUCUGUGUGCCUGGAUGAUAUGAGUGAGGAGACCGUGACGUCAUGUGGGCAUGUGUUCUGCCGGGGAUGCAUUACGAUGGCUAUCAAUCAGACUAGACAGUGCCCCAUGUGCCGUAAGAAGCUGAACGUGCGCCAAAUCCGGCCGAUUUUUCUGCGUAGCGCCAUGCGGUGAAGGAGUGUAUGUUGUGUGGAGGUACAGUGCACGUGGUGUGUUGUGAAGGUGUACAUCUCGUAUAGCGCGGUUCAAUGUGGAUGCUAUUCGGUUAUGAUUGCAUUUUCAGUAAAAAAUCCAAGAGGUU